AUGGAGAAGCUUCGCUAUCUCAAAUAUCUGAAUCUUUCUCUCAACAUGCUAAGUGGCAAAGUUCCAACUGGAGGCCCCUUUGGAAACUUCACUGAUCGAUCUUUCGUGGGAAACGGUGAACUGUGUGGUGUUUCGAAACUCAAACUCCGAGCUUGCCCAACAGAUUCUGGCCCGAAAUCUAGGAAGGUAACAUUUUGGCUCAAAUAUGUCGGCCUUCCCAUUGCUUCAGUAGUAGUAUUGGUUGCUUUCCUGAUUAUCAUUAUAAAGCGUCGAGGGAAGAAGAAGCAGGAAGCCCCCUCUUGGGUUCAAUUCUCAGACGGUGUAGCGCCCAGAUUGAUUCCAUAUCAUGAGCUCCUUUCUGCUACCAACAACUUUUGUGAAACAAACCUGCUUGGAGUUGGGAGUUUUGGGUCUGUAUACAAAGGAACUCUCUCAGACAAUACAAUUGCUGCCGUGAAAGUUUUGGAUUUGCAGGUGGAGGGGGCAUUGAAAUCUUUCGACGCGGAAUGUGAAGUUCUGAGGAAUGUUAGACAUAGAAAUCUCGUAAAAAUCAUAAGCUCUUGCAGUAAUCUUGAUUUUAGAGCUUUGGUUCUUCAGUACAUGCCUAAUGGGAGCCUAGAGAGGAUGCUGUAUUCUUACAACUACUUCUUAGAUCUCCCCCAGAGGCUCAACAUCAUGAUAGACGUGGCAACAGCAGUUGAGUAUCUUCACCAUGGUUAUUCAGAGACUGUAGUGCACUGCGAUUUGAAGCCAAGCAAUGUCCUUCUCGACGAAGAAAUGGUCGCACAUGUGAAUGACUUUGGCAUCGCAAAAAUUUUCGCCAAAUACAAAUCCAUGACACAAACAGCAACCGCGGGCACAAUGGGCUACAUUGCACCAGAGUAUGGUUCUGAAGGAAGAGUGUCAACUAAGGGAGAUGUCUAUAGCUACGGUAUCAUGCUGAUGGAAACAUUCACCAGAAAGAAACCAACUCAUGAAAUGUUUGUAGGAGGAUUAAGCUUGAGGCAAUGGGUGGAUUCUUCUUUUCCUGAUCCGAUAAUGGAGGUUGUCGAUGCUAAUCUGGUGGCACGAGACCAAAAUAACUCAAAUGGGAAUCUCCAAACUUGUCUCCUUUCCAUAAUGGGUUUGGGCUUGCAGUGUUCCUUGGAUUCACCGGAGCAAAGGCUCGAUAUGAAAGAAGUUGUGGUUAGACUAUCAAAGAUCAGACAACAAUAUAUCAGCCAGAUGUAA
Messenger RNA from Vitis riparia (riverbank grape), 1230 nucleotides. Its product is annotated as probable LRR receptor-like serine/threonine-protein kinase At3g47570. The record is from RefSeq and is a predicted model, not a curated record. Gene Ontology annotation, molecular function: protein kinase activity; ATP binding. The coding region runs from base 1 to 1230 and encodes 409 amino acids. Gene Ontology annotation, biological process: protein phosphorylation. Lineage: Eukaryota; Viridiplantae; Streptophyta; Magnoliopsida; Vitales; Vitaceae. The transcript is spliced from 2 exons.